Messenger RNA from Eremomyces bilateralis CBS 781.70, 2065 nucleotides. RefSeq lists its product as uncharacterized. Gene Ontology annotation, cellular component: SCF ubiquitin ligase complex. NCBI's taxonomy places the organism in Eukaryota, Fungi, Ascomycota, Dothideomycetes, Eremomycetales, Eremomycetaceae. The transcript is spliced from 7 exons. The coding region runs from base 184 to 1794 and encodes 536 amino acids. The record is from RefSeq and is a predicted model, not a curated record. Gene Ontology annotation, biological process: SCF-dependent proteasomal ubiquitin-dependent protein catabolic process.
GCGGCGGGUUGAACUUCAUUAAUUUCUCUUCUCAAUAGUCGCAUUUGUCCGGCUUCAAAUUCAAGGGGUUUUUAAUCGUCUCUUUCAUUGUGGGCGCGUUCGAGUGCCCCGUCAUCAUCAAGACAUCACUUUCUUGAACGCGAAGGAUCAAGUCCAUCCCAGUAGUCGUGGUAGACGCUCGUCAUGGCGGUCUAUCUACCCGAUGAUAUUUUUCCAAUUAUAUUCGGUCAUUUGGCGGAUCAGCGAGACUCUCAUACAUUGUUCAAUUGCUCGAUAUCCAGCAAACGGUUGACGGUGCCUGCCCUGACUGCUUUAUAUCGAUAUCAAUAUGCUCGACCCGUCAGGGAAUGGUAUCCCGAUGACAACCAGGGCCGCGAUGCGCAGAGGAUCUCUGGCCUCUGGCGAAGUUUGGCGUUGUCUGCAGUGGACAAGACAUUCUUCCCCUAUUGCAGGUACAUCCAUUCGCUAGACCUGAGAGACCUGCGAGAGCUCCUAGACGACUUCAAUGCCAAAAGAACGCGACAACCUCUUUUCCGUGACUUCUUCAAAGGUGACAUGACACAGUUCAGAGUCUGGAUCAAACCCGGCGAACGGUUGAACUCGGAUGCCACUGUAGAAGCCAUCGGCGAGGCAAUCAGCUUGAAGGCACCUUUCAUCGAGGAUCUCAUGACUGCUGGACAAGUUUCUGCUGAUGCCCUUAGGAGAUGGGUUUUGCGAAUGCCUAAUCUCCAAUACCUGUGCCUCUUCAAUGGGAAAGCCAUUGGUGAGAGUGACCUCUCACCAUUACUUCGGUCACACUGUCCCAAGUUCCGAUCCCUUAUGAUGUACUCCUGGUUUGCAGACGACAGCGAUUCUCGCUUUGGAACAUUCAUUUCAAGUCUCCAACCCCAGUCUCUUCAGUCCCUAGAGGUCAUGAGCGAGGCAGGAAUCAAGAUCAAAACUUGCAAGGCUCUCGCGCUUCACAACCAAUCGUUAACGAAGCUCCACAUUGCACUUAGGCCUGACAGCUUCCAGUCCCUGUCCGAAAUCGGUCCUUGCAGAGCCUUGGAGAGUCUUCACUUGGAAGACCUUGAGGGCACCAUUGAUCUUGAAUCAGCUCAGAGUCAAUCCUUCGACGAUCUCUUGGCGUGGAUGCGUCAGUGCAAGAACUUGCGAGACCUCGAACUCAAGAACUUCAUUAGCGGGGCGGCCAUUGUCACACCGCUUCUUUCUGAUGAGGACGUCUACCUUGAAAGCCUCGAGGUAGACUCAUAUACCAUGGCGGAGCGAAGGAAUUUUCAUUUGGCGUUGAUGAAUCAGCCUAAUCUAAAAUAUCUCUGUCUACGAGGGGAUGGCGAUGACGUCGUAAGAGAUGAUAUCGAUGCCUUUCUCCAUUCGCUCGUGUGCUUGAAGGAUCUUCGAGAACUGAACCUUACGGGUGUAUCCGACUAUUUUACCGAUCCGCAUAUUUCCCACCUAGCCACGCAACUUCCGAAGUUGGAAAAGUUGAAUACUUCAGGUUACGGUGUGACAGACAGGGUCCUGCCGUCCAUUGUCCAAUCCAAGAGUCUCCGUGAGGUCACCUUCCAGGCCAUCACAUCGUUCACUCUAGGCGGUUUGUUAGACUUUGUCAAUGACCUCGGCCCUGAUCAUAAUGGGCUGGUCUUCGAAACGAUCAAUGCAGAUCCGGAUUCACGGCUUUCAGAGGACGAAGUUCGGCUGGUAGAAGAAUCCAUUUCUGGGCGAGUCGGCGGGACGUUCAGAUACGACGCAAGAGAUCCGGAUCCAUCUGACUUCGAGGGGGAUUCCGACUGAACAUGUUUAAACUACCGGCGGGGAAUGAAACAAAAUUCUAGGGAUGUCGCGAGGUCCGCGGCAUGGAUAUAGGCUUUUAUUGGGAGUUUGGGGUGAAAAUGCGGGACUCCUGAAGUAUCUAUUGUUUUGAGGCGAGGACGACCAGACGGAUGUCAAUUUCUUACUCAAUAAAUUGUCACGAACAGAACGUCUUCGAAAAUAAUAUUGGGGUAUGAUUUCGUAUUUUUAUAUCAAGUGGAGCCCUGGCAUGGAUCAGAGCUCCAUGGGAAAC